AAAAAAAAAAAAUUAAGUUCGUGAUAUUAUGGUCAUAAAUGGCAAUGGGGGAUGAGGCCCUUGAGGGAGACCUUGAAAGCAUCCAAGAGGGAAAUAGUCACCACUUGGGUAUGAGAGCUCUGCUAUAUAUAUUAAUGGUAGAGCUCAAGAAAGUAGAGCCGUGUCUUUAUUUACAAGAGAAUUAAACAAGUAUAAUAAAAGAGUCAUACCACAAGAGAAGCCUUUAUAAAUAUUCUCAAAGGCAACUACUCAAUCUCACCUCACACUUGUUUCUCUUGUCUGUCAAAUUUCUCUUUUCAACAAUGAUGAGUAAGAGGCCAAGAAUUGUGAUAAUUGGAGCAGGAAUGGCUGGCCUUACAGCAGCCAACAAGCUCUACACUGCCACUGGAGGGAAAGACUUGUUUGAGCUGUGUGUUGUGGAAGGUGGGAGAAGAAUUGGUGGCAGAAUCAACACUUCUGAGUUUGGUGGUGACCGGAUUGAGAUGGGUGCAACGUGGAUCCAUGGCAUUGGAGGGAGCCCAGUUCAUCAAAUUGCACAAGAAAUCCAUGCACUAGAGUCAGAGCAGCCAUGGGAGUGCAUGGAUGGGUUCUCUGACGAGCCGAUAACGGUUGCCGAAGGCGGGUUUGAGCUAAAUCCGCCAUUAGUGGAGCCUGUGACGACCCUCUUCAAGAACCUGAUGGAUUAUGCUCAGGGGAAGCUGGGUGAAGACAGUGCGGGGAGUGAAGAAACUGAUUACUCUAGGCUUGCAGCCAAGGCUUUCAAGAUUUCUGCAGCCAAUGGUGGUGAAGAAAAGCUCAGUAUUGGUUAUUUUCUACGACAAGGCCUUGAUGCUUAUUGGGAUUCUAAAAAAGACCAAGAAGAGCUAGAGCUCAGAGGGUAUGGGAACUGGAGCAGAAGGUUGGUUGAAGAAGCUGUGUUUGCAAUGCAUGAGAACACCCAGAGGACUUAUACAUCGGCUGGUGAUCUUUUGACUUUAGAUUAUAGUGCAGAAAGCGAGUAUCGUAUGUUUCCUGGUGAAGAAAUCACCAUUGCUAAAGGGUACUUGAGCAUAAUUGAAUCACUAGCUUCUGUGCUACCACCUGGUCUAGUCCAGUUAGGCCGAAAGGUCACAAGAAUUGAAUGGCAGCCUCAAGGCCAUGAAUCAUCAUCAGUCAUGGAAAAUGGUCAUGCUGCUAGGCCUGUGAAGCUACAUUUCUGUGAUGGGUCGAAUAUGUUGGCUGAUCAUGUCAUUGUCACGGUUUCACUAGGAGUACUUAAAGCCGGAAUUCGUGAAGAUUCAGGUAUGUUCAAUCCUUCCCUGCCUUCAUUUAAGUCUGAGGCAAUAUCAAGGCUCGGAUAUAGUGUUGUCAACAAGCUGUUUGUGCAAGUGAAAGGCAAUGACUUCAACCAGUUUCCAUCUCUCCAAUUGGUUUUCCAUCGACCGGACUCUGAAUUCCGGCAUAAGAAAAUACCUUGGUGGAUGAGGAGGACAGCUACUCUGGGCCCAAUUUACAACAAUUCGAGUGUCCUGCUAUCUUGGUUUGCAGGGAAAGAAGCAUUAGAGCUUGAAUCACUUGAAGAUGAACAGAUCCUUAAUGGGGUCUCAACAACAAUCUCUAGCUUUCUAUCAAAACCCCACAAGGAAGCCAACUCUAACUCCCAUGAAUUAUGCAAUGGAAAGGCCAAUUCUGUGGGAAACUCUCAUGGAAGUGCAGUGAAAGUCACAAAGAUAUUGAAGAGCCAAUGGGGUAAUGAUCCUUUAUUUUUGGGGUCUUACAGUUAUGUUGCUGUUGGGUCAAGUGGCGAUGAUUUGGAUAAAAUGGCGGAGCCACUGCCAAAACUUAGCAGUUGUGAGCCUGCUGCUCCCCCUCCACCACUUCAAAUUCUGUUUGCAGGAGAGGCAACACACAGAACCCACUAUUCUACAACGCAUGGAGCUUACUUCAGUGGUCUUAGAGAAGCCAAUAGGCUUCUUCAACAUUAUCACUGUGUCGGGGUUUAGGACACUUAGUACUUAAUUUUUUUUUUUUUUUUAAUGAAGAUUUGUUUCUAUAAUAUCACUCUCAUUUUCAUCUAAAGCAUCUUCUCUUUCUUUAAAGUGGGUUAGAGUGGGAGGAAAAGAAAAGAAAAUUAUCAAGGAUGAAAAGAGAGAGAGAGACGAGGGAACAUUUUUAGAUGUACUGCAAGAAUUAAAGAACUUUCUUUCAUU
Molecule: messenger RNA, 2189 nt
Organism: Corylus avellana
Lineage: Eukaryota; Viridiplantae; Streptophyta; Magnoliopsida; Fagales; Betulaceae
Gene: PAO5
Product: polyamine oxidase 5
Molecular function (GO): polyamine oxidase activity
Source: RefSeq, a predicted model, not a curated record